CCAGCAUGGCUACGUGGAAGUUAGAGGACUAAAGAUGCAUGUUGCAGAGAUUGGAUCAGGUCCUGCAGUGGUUUUCCUACACAGGUUUCUGGAAAUAUGGCAUUCAUGGUGGCAUCAGAUGCUUGCAGUAGCCAACGGCGGAUUUCGGGCAGCAGCACUAGAUUUCAGAGGCUAUGGACUUUCUCAAGUGCCUGCAGAACCAGAAGAGAAAACUUUCAAGGACCUUGUGGAUGAUCUUCUGGAAAUUCUUGAUUCUUUUGAGCUUCAGAAGGUUUUUCUUGUGGGAAAGGAUUUCGUUGCUGUAGUAGUUUAUCAUUUUGCACUCCUUCACCAAGACGGUAUCAGCACUUGUAACACUGGGCCUGCCAUUCCUGCCUUUGGGUCCUGAUGUUUAUCUAGACUACCUCCCCUAGGGCUUCUAUGUGAUGAGAUGGUGGGUAAGUCGAUUUCUUUUUACCUAACUUUUUGUCUAUGAUCCACUCAGGAACCAGAAGGGCAGAAAAAGACUGUCGGUUUGAUACUAAGACAGUGGUUAAGAACAUAUACAUUCUCUUCACUGGUAGUGAGUUGCAAGUAGCUAAGGAAGAGCAGGAGAUAACGGACUUGGUUGAUCCUUCUACACCACUACCCUCUUGGCUUGCUGAAGAAGAUCUUAUGAACUAUGCAAACCUAUAUGAGAGAUCUGGUUUUCAUACUGCAUUGCAGGUCCCAUACAGGUAAAGUUUCUCUACUGCUGAAGAAUAGUUUUGAUUUCAUGCCUUUUAAGUGAUAGGAUUUGUGCAGGGUCCUGGUUGGGAGAUGAUGGUGUUGAUAAUCAUAGAAUAAAUGUUCCUUCCCUGCUGGUAAUGGGAGAAAGGAUUAUGCCUUAAAGCUUGCAAAGAUAGAAGACUGCAUCACAUGUGGAAAGGUGAAAGACUCUGUUCCUGAUCUGGAAAUAAUUUUCUUGCCAGAAGGGAACCACUUUGUUCAGGAGCAGUUUUCUGAGAAGGCGAACAAGCUUCUGGUCACCUUCCUGAAUAAGCAUGAAUGACCACAUGCCAGUGCUGCCACACCAAGUUAAAUAUUGAAAAUUUAAACAUUGUUGUGCUGAUGUACAGUUUGUGAACUGAAUUGCAUUGUGCAGAGGGUAAUUAUUUUGUAUGGUGCAGUUUGCGAACUGAGUUUCAGUAAUUUCUUCAGUAAAAGAAGCUGA
Coffea eugenioides is the source of this 1192-nucleotide messenger RNA. Its product is annotated as epoxide hydrolase B-like. The record is from RefSeq and is a predicted model, not a curated record. Lineage: Eukaryota; Viridiplantae; Streptophyta; Magnoliopsida; Gentianales; Rubiaceae. The transcript has 3 exons. Gene Ontology annotation, molecular function: hydrolase activity. Bases 35 to 388 code for a protein of 117 amino acids.